GUCUCGUAACUAUAUAAGAAAGUCGACCGCGGUGAUCGAGACGCAGACUAUCUUUGCGCGUGGUUGUUCAAUUUCACUCUCAUCCUCUGGAGCGUUUAAAAAAUAUCAAAGAUGAAGAGACUGAUCAUAAUCGCGUCGAUGGUGGCGAUCGCCGCCUCAUACAGGAAAGGAAGAAGCAGCGUCUCGUCGAGUGUAGAAAACUUUCCGCCUUAUCAAAGGCCCGUUUGGCAUCCACCGCUGUACGACCAACACCGUUCGUUCAGAGAGCUUUCGCCGAAAACGCAACAGUAUCCACCGUACAGGCAGCGAUCCAAUAGGCAGGAUAUACCGCCUCGGCCGGAACAAUCGCCUUUCAGAGAUCAACCGUAUCAAGAUUACCCACCGUACAGAUACCGUCCGUAUUACGAAACCGAUCCAUUCUUUAAAAACGUUUCGCACGGCCCGUCCUCGUACUUCGCUGAUGGAUCUUCGUAUCAUCAAGAGAGGGAUCAGAUACCGUACACGGGUAAACAGCCCUCGUAUCAAGACGAUAGGCAAUUCUUCCGCGAUGAUUACCGAUUCCCAGAUCAAUACGACAAGCCGAUUAACUAUUACAAAGAACAAUCGGGGCAGCAACAGGUCGAAUCGUUUGGAAGGGAUCCGGAAUAUUUGAAGCACGGAAACCAUGGUCUCGGAUAUGCGUUUGUGCCACCCAUUUCACCGCACGAGAACCCUCUACCAUUGAACGAGGAAACAUCGACGACGAUGGCACCGACCACCACCCACCAGCCAUUGCACCAAUCCACCACCGCUGCGGCUAUCACCCAAGUUCAUACGUCUUCAACUUCCGAGCCGAAAAUGGCUCCUCUCAAGCCUUUAUAUACACCGACCAUGCCACCCGUGAAAGCCGUCACCGAUAAGCUGGCUGGCCACACCACCACCAUCGCCACCACACGCGUAUCGACCCCCCUAAUUUCUACGGUCACGGCGAAAUUGGCCGAUUCGACGAGCACCGAGAACAGCUUACCUGUCACGGAACCUCCGAUCGUAUCUUUCGGACGACAGUCAGCGGCUCCAGUCGAGUUUCCAGCGGUCAAAUUCACUUUACCAACGUCUUAUUACCUCCCUUCAAGUUCAAAGGAAAAGCUCCAGCAAUCUCUGCUCAGCUACCUGUUAUCGCAACAGUCGAAAGACUCGGUGAAAAGCGCAGCGAGUAUCGUACCCACGAGCCACGAAUUAUCAGAUACCUUAAACAGCAAUCUAAACAACAAAGUACAAGGCGCGGUGUUGAAUUACGUGCUUCCAGAAGAAUCGAAGGACGCGUUGAAGAGCACGUUGCAGAAUUCACUGUUGAACUAUCUCCUCCAGCAACAAUCCAACCACGGAUCGACGUUUCAACAACCUUCCCUGUUCGAGGCGACGAAUCACGCCCCGUUAACCUCGAUCGUUGACAGGCCAAAGAUGACACUGCCGAGUAUACCGAUCGCUACUUUGUCACCGGUUUCUCGCCCGUUCUCGCAACCGAUAAACUACAUCCCGAUAUCGAUGCCAAAAGUGUCCCCGUUCGCGGCUCAAGACUCGUCCCCCGGCCUCCAAUUAGAUAUAAACUCGUUCCCGAGAAUCGAUAAACUUCAAGACACGAGUUUACCCACCAGCCUGACCUCGAGCGUGUUCAACAGUUUACCUGGGGGGAUAAACGGCGGCAUAAGUGGUAGCAUAUCCGAGGGCGUAUCAAAUGGCGUACCAACUUUGAACUUGGGCCAGAAUUUCCAAUAUUUAGGCCAGAUGCGACCGUUUGAACCGGCGAGGAGUCAAUCGUAUUCCACAGGAUUGCAGUUACAGCUGGGCGGUUUCGGAGGGAUGGAUUACGCGUUGCGCUCCACUAAUCCUGCCCCACGUUCCACCAACCUGGGCAUUACAAAAUUGGGCUUAAGUUUGCCAGAAUUUCCACGCUUCCUACGUCCCACGAUACCGGCUUCCUACGUUCUCUGAGGAUGAAUUGAAAACAACCUUUGACGAACGAAAAUAGAAAAUCCAUCGUUUGGAAAACAAGUGUUUAUUAAAGUAUGACAAAGUAUUCUAACAGACUGCCAAAGUGUAAAAAUUUCUAGGUUACACUGAGACAUGUAUUUCAUAGUAUUGUAAUCGUGUUGUAAUUUAAUUUAAUAAAAAGAUAAGUGUAUCUAUUUAAAA
Molecule: messenger RNA, 2172 nt
Organism: Apis cerana (Asiatic honeybee)
Lineage: Eukaryota; Metazoa; Arthropoda; Insecta; Hymenoptera; Apidae
Product: adhesive plaque matrix protein
Source: RefSeq, a predicted model, not a curated record